CAUCCUCAAUCCCAACUCCGGCUCCUCUGGCUCUGCUGGCUUCCCCUGCUGCUUGCGAUCACAUCCUUCGUUGCGGCCACAGUCCAGCAACUUCCUCGGGAUGCCUCCCAACAUCCAGAUCAACGUGCCCGUGGCCGAGCCCACAGCCAGCCUCGACUCUGACUAUGUCAUGUCUCGGCCAGAACGCUCCCUCACCCGCCGAUCGAUCCGCUCGGUACGGUCAGGCAAGAUGAGCCUUGGCAGACCCAAGCCCGGGACGCAGUUCCUGGGUGUCCAGGUCCAAGACGAGCUCCAGAGCCAAGGCGUCCAGACCCUCCACCAGCUCUUCCGGGAUACCCCCAACGUCGCCAUCGCCACGGCCGACCCCAGCCGCAGAACCCUCACUCACCAGGCGCUCAAGUCGUUCAUCUCCAGCGGCCUCGACAUUGAAAAGUUUGGCCUGCUGCCCAAUGCCCGCAUCGGCAUUGCUCUGCCGGAGGGCCCCGAGCUCGCCGUGUGCCUCCUGACCGUCAUGACCUAUGCCACUGCCGUUCCUGUCAACUUCAACAUGACCGACGAGGAGAUCUGCUCCGAGGUCUCGCGGCUGGGCUCCAAGGCAAUCGUGCUGCCUGCCUCUCGCCUCACGGAUGAGUUCCUCGACAAGCUGAGCUGGCACAAUCUCUCCGUCCUGGUCCUGACGCCCUCCACCGAGGUCUGCGGUCUGUUCACGCUGCAGAUCCAUGAGGGAUCCAAGCACGAGGAUCCGCUCAAGCGCUUCUCGACCAUGUUCAGUGCCCGCACCAACAACUACUCUCGCCUGACCGACUACGGCAUGGUCCUCGCCACCUCCGGCACCAGCGGCAACAAGAAAACCGUCCCCUAUACCCUGGAGACCCUGAUCGUCGGUGCCCGCUGCGUCUCGAGCUCAUGGAAUCUCACGGAAUCCGACGUCAACCUCAACAUGAUGCCCCUCUAUCACGUCGGCGGCAUCGUCCGCAACCUGCUUGCCCCCAUCCUCAGUGGCGGCGCCGUCAUCAUCACCAAGGGCUUUGACCCCGUGGUCUUUUGGGAGCUCGUCGACGGCAAGGACACCAGCGUUCGCCCCACAUGGUAUUACGCCGUGCCUACGAUGCACCAUGCCAUUCUGCAAGAGGGCGGCAGCCGCGAUGCGACCAGCUGCGGCAUCCGCAUGAUCGCCAAUGCUGGCGGCGGCCUCCUGCCGUCGCUGGCUGAAGAACUGCGUCGCUUCUUUGCCUGCACGGUGCUACCCUCCUACGGCAUGACCGAGUGCAUGCCCAUCGCCACUCCGCCACAAGGAUAUGCCCUCGAGCGGCCUGGAACAUCUGGCGUCUCCGUCGGUCCCGAGAUUGCCAUCUACGACUCCGAAAGCAACCCGUGCUCGCCGUUUGUCGUCGGCAACAUCAUGGUCCGUGGCGCACCCACCUUCGGCGGAUACGAGAACGACGUCGCCGCCAAUGCCAACUCGUUCACGCGCGACGGCUUCUUCAACACCGGCGACAUGGGCUACCUCGACAACGAUGGCUAUCUGUAUAUCACUGGCCGCUCCAAAGAAGUCAUCAACCGAGGCGGUGAGAUCAUUUCUCCCGUCGAGGUCGAGGACGCCGUGAUCAAGCACCCCAAGGUCCGCGAAACCAUCGCCUUUGUCGUGCCGCAUGAUGUCCUGCAAGAGACCAUCGGUGUGGUCAUAGUCUCGACCAACCCAGCCUCCAGAGUCGACCUGGUGCAGCUGCAGAGCUUCGUCUCCAAGAGCCUCCAUCCCUCAAAGUGGCCUCAGCUCAUCGUCUACAUGGAUGCCCUCCCCAAGAACCAGAACAACAAGCCCCUCCGCAUCAAUCUGGCCAAGCGCUGCGGCAUUCCCGAGCAAACCGACCAGGUGCCGAUGACCCGUCGCCUGUGGGAUGCCGUCUGCCCACCCAAGACAGCGUCCCUUCAAGAGCCGAUUCCGACCACGCCGGUGGUCAUCUCGUACGAAAGCAGCCUCAAGCAUAUUAAGGCCUUCCCCGGCAUCGUCGACGCCGUCUAUGUCAAGACCAGCCCCGAGGACGACGACAUCACCAUGUUUGUGCAGACCUCGCUGAGCAUUGGCGAGCAGGACAUUCGAGAGUCACUCGCCCCGCUGGUUCACUCCUACGAGAUUCCCAAGGACAUUAUCGUCGUCGAUGCGCUCAAGAAGAACCCUGACGGCUCAUUCGACACCGAGGCUCUCCAUGAGAUCAUCCGCAACAAGGGCAUCGACGAGUCCAAGCUCACCGAGGUCGAGCUGGGCAUCUAUGCCAUCUUCAAGGAGGUCCUGCAAGUGGACAAGGUUCCGAGCAUCAACUCUGACUUUUUCGAGCUCGGAGGCGGGUCGCUCAAGGCUGGCCGGGUCGUUGGCUUGAUCAGAAAGCAGUACGACGUCAACAUCCCUGCCAUGGAAAUGUUCCAGCACAGAACCAUCGCCAGCCUUGCUGCAGUGGUCACGGAGAAGCAAGUCCUCCAAAACUCGGCCUCCAACCGAGCUGUCAAGCGAAAGCUGAGCCAGAAGGCGCGAGUCAAGGGCCGCUCGUCGACCAACCUUGGUGCCCUGAUCUUCCAGCUUUUGCCGAUCACAGUGUUCCGCCCUAUGCAAAAAGCCAUCACCUGGCUUGUCUUUGUCAACUGCCUGCUUGUCCUUGACCGCUUCUUCCGCCACAUCACCACCGUCGCGGACAGCUUUGCGCGUGUCGGUCAACUUACGGCCGCCAUCCUGGUGGCGCAUCUGAUCAUGUGGAUUGUUAUGCCACUGCUUGCGAUCAUUUUCAAGUGGAUCGUUAUCGGGCGAUACAAAGCCGGAAGCUAUCCGCUGUGGGGACAGUACUACAUCCGCUGGUGGCUUGUCGACCAAGUGCUCCAUCUGACGGGCCGCGGCGUAUAUGGAUCCAGCCCGACCCUCCUCCGGAACUACUACCGUCUUCUUGGAGCCCGGAUCGGACGAAAUGCCACCGUCGACACCGCUACCAACAUUGGCGAGUUUGAUCUGAUUGAUAUCGGCGACAACUGUAUCCUGGAAAGCGCACGAGUCCGUGGCUUCUGCAUGAAGACAGGCAGAAUGGUCCUCGGCGAGAUUCUGAUUGGCGACAAUUCGGUACUGAACGUCAAGACGACAGUUGCCCCCGGCCAUGUUGUCUCGCCGGGCACGGUCUUCCCUCCACUCGGCAGCUCCCACGAGCUCAAGGACACCUCGCCUCGCUUCAAAUCCAUCGCCCGGUCGCGCCUUCGCUCGCCGCACUUCCUGACCGUCCUGCUCGUCGGCUGGCCGAUUGUCGUGAUCCUGAACCUGAUCGCCAUGGUGCCGUGGAUGGGAAUGAUCUAUCUCCUGACACAACAGCCAUUUUCUGGGUCGGUUUCGGCCGAUCAGAGCUCGUUUGCCCAGAUUGUCAACUACUUUGCGUCGCCGUACCGUAUCAUGUACCACUUUUUUGCCCUCGGGGUUCGAUCGAUCGUCUCGCCCUUCAUCUAUCUAUUCCUGUGCAUCGCAGUCAAGCGCCUGCUGAUUGGCAAGUUCAAGGCCGGACGACUCAGCAACACCAACUGGGAUGCCUUCCGCCACUGGCUGUGCAAGAAGCUUUUUGCCGACGGCACUCUCUGCGGUGUCUACCAUCUCAUCGGCCGCCACUACGAGCUCACCAGCAUGAUCUACCGCGCUCUCGGCGCCAAGAUCGGCAAGCGCAUCUACUGGCCCGGCACAUCCCUUCACCUCUACGAAUUCGACCUGUUUGAGGUCGGCGACGACGUCGUCUUUGGCUCGCGCACGCAUGUCAUCUGCACCGACAGCGAGGAAUCGGCCCACAUCCGGAUCGGCCCAGGCGCCAUGAUUGCGGACCGAUGCGUGCUCCUGCCUGGCACAACUGUUGGACAGGAGUGUGUCAUGGGAUCGGGAGCGCUCUCCAAGCCCCACACCGAGUAUCCCGCCGGCUCGGUCUGGAUCGGUAGUCGAAACGGAAGUGCCGUGCUGUGGGACCAAGGCGACCCCAACAAGCUCUCGCACGAUACAACCACACCCUUUGGCAAGGCUUUCUACAACCGCAAGGCCACCUUCCAUGUGAUCCCCAUGUGGGCAUGCGUGCUCUACAGCAUCGUCUGGGAGAUCUUCCGGUCGAUGUACUGGGGCCUCUCAAUCAUCGGAGCCAUCUUGGUGGCAGAUCAGUUCUACAUUCAAGAUAUCGACACAAGCCCCAUGCCGCAGGAUGUUGCCGGCUAUCUCAUCAUCAUCGCCUCGGUCAUGGCGAUCUUUAGUGUCCAAGUCUUCGUGGCGCUGUGGAUCGAGGUCGUGACCAAGUGGAUUCUCUUUGGCCGCCGCAAGCCCGGAUCGUACAACUGGGACCAGUCGUCGUACUGCCAGCGCUGGCAGAUCCUGAUCACCGUCAACACCCUGCGCGAGGAGCUCCUGGACUGCCUGCGUGGCUCAUGGUACAUUGUGGCGCACUUCCGAGCCCUGGGCUGCAAGAUCGGCAGUCGGGUGUGUCUCUAUCCGACCGGCGGCGACCCGAUGAUGACCGAGCCGGACCUGGUGCGCAUCGGCGACGAUGUCUGCAUUGACGUUGCCAGUGUUGUCUGCCACAUCAACAGCCGCGGCCAGUUCUCACUCAACCCGCUGGUCAUCGGCGACGGCAGUGUUCUUCGCGCCGAGUCGCGGCUCCUCUCGGGUGCCGAGAUGGAGGAGGACUCGACGCUGCUGGAGCACACCCUCGUGGUCAGCGGCGAGCUGGUCGAGAACGGCUCUGUCUGGCAGGGCUGGCCCGGCGCAAGUGUUGAGAUGACUGAGGAGGACCAGCGUAUGGCGACCGAAGUUGCGUCUCGCCGCCUCUCGAUGGUCGAGGCUCAGGAGUUUGCCCGCAGGAACAGCACCAAGAGCACCAGGAGCGUCCGCCGACGCACCAGCUAUGCCUCGGGCACAUUCCAAAAAUACUGAGCGUCACUUGUUUCUCCCCCUCCCUCGCCUUCCCGCCUGUUGGCGCUAUCACCCCAACUAUCGUAGCUUUGCCUUUUUCAUUUUGACUAGUUGUGCUUUGACCUCUAUUGCUCAUCUGAACGCAGCUCGUACACCAUAUACCUCCACUUUCUAUAUCUUGUCGCUCGUUCUUGAUCCAUCUUACUCCCUCCCCUCUCCAUCCCCCUCACUUGUCAGCCGUCCUGAGAGAUUUGGUCCGCAUCCGGAUUGCUGAAUCUGUCGCCUUUGAGCGACUCAUAAAAUGAAACAGGACAUCCCCGGUGUCAUAUAGAUGUGUCGGUCCUGUCAUCCCGACGAGACAACACAAGAGCUAUGGCAUUCAAGUGACUGGCUCACUGUACUGUGACUAUAACUUGGUGCGGAGAACACCCGUAAUGCAUUGAGAGCACGCCGAUCGAGCACACACUCCCAUACAGGUCCCUCUCUGAUAGUGGUCGAGCUACUUGAAAC
Molecule: messenger RNA, 5419 nt
Organism: Polychytrium aggregatum
Lineage: Eukaryota; Fungi; Chytridiomycota; Chytridiomycetes; Polychytriales
Product: acetyl-CoA synthetase-like protein
Exons: 11
Coding region: 101-4930 (1609 amino acids)
Biological process (GO): fatty acid metabolic process
Molecular function (GO): phosphopantetheine binding; medium-chain fatty acid-CoA ligase activity
Source: RefSeq, a predicted model, not a curated record